AUGCAGGGCAUAUUCAUCAUUAGCUUCUACGAGGAGCUUGUCACCCACGGCAUCCUGAAGUCGCUGACGGCUCCCGUGGAGGGACUGGUGGAGAGAGAAGGCUCCCGCAAUUUCGUGGCACCCCAGGGCAUCUCCUCGGUUGUCAAGUACUAUUUGGAGCAGUCAGGUGCAGAGGUGUCCUAUGAGCAGCACGUAACUCACAUUUCCCUGCGGGAUGGCAGGUGGGAAGUCUCCAGGAAAGCUGGGCCCCCGGAGCAGUUUGAUGUGGUAAUUCUCACCAUGCCUGUCCCACAGAUUCUCCAGCUGCAGGGUGACAUUGUCAACAGUAAGUUCAGCCCUCAGGAUGGCAGGUGUCGAAUUUAAAAUAGCAUCUCAGCAUCUUGUGAAGCAAAAAAAAUAACACUCAGCAGUCUGAGCUGCUUAAUUAUUCCAUCAGGACAGGCUGGAGAAUGAUAAGAGGUGGGUAAUUUCAAGGCCAUGUAUGUA
Messenger RNA from Zonotrichia albicollis (white-throated sparrow), 486 nucleotides. Lineage: Eukaryota; Metazoa; Chordata; Aves; Passeriformes; Passerellidae. The record is from RefSeq and is a predicted model, not a curated record.